Messenger RNA from Manis javanica (Malayan pangolin), 3952 nucleotides. RefSeq names its product sosondowah ankyrin repeat domain family member C (gene SOWAHC). Gene Ontology annotation, molecular function: protein binding. The record is from RefSeq and is a predicted model, not a curated record. NCBI's taxonomy places the organism in Eukaryota, Metazoa, Chordata, Mammalia, Pholidota, Manidae.
UCGGCGGCCAGGCUUUUCCAGCCGCAGACGUUGCGGCGAGGAUCCUGGGGAUCUGCGCUUGUACGCGUCCGUCGGGAGCCGAACUGGGCGCCGCAGUGAUGGGGCUGGGUUGAGCUGUGUGCCUCCGGACAGGCUGCGCCGCCGCUGAUGGAGGGCCUUUCGGAGCUGGGGCCCGAGGCGGUGCUGCGCUUUCUGGCGGAGCGCGGGGGCCGGGCCCGGCACGCCGAGCUAGUGCAGCACUUCAGGGGCGCCCUGGGCGGCGAGCCCGAGCAGCGCACCCGCGCCCGCGCCCAUUUCAAGGAGCUGGUCAACGCCGUGGCCACUGUGCGCACCGACCCCACCGACGGCUCCAAGUACGUGCACCUCAAGAAGCGGUUCUGCGACGGGGCUCCUCCGCCCGAGGCCGCGCCCCCGCCGGGUCUGCCCCUCGUCACGGUGACCGAGCCCGAGCCCGAGCCCCUCGGCCGCAGCUCUAGGUCGCCCGGCGACGCGGCCGAGCCUGAGCGGAGCGGCUUGUGGCCCGCGGUGGCGCCUUCCGAGUCGUUCCCGGGCCGGGGUUGCGAGACGCGCGGCGGGGAGUACGCGGGGCCAGGAGGCGGGGUCCGGAGGAAGAAUUCGCGGCGCGAAGUGCGGCCGCCGCCCCGGGGACAGGCCCCCGGCAGCGAGGACCGGGAGCCCCCGCCCGAAGGCUGCAAGGACGCGGACGGGGGCAGCUCGCCGGGCGGGGUCGCGGCCCAGAGGGCCGCCCGCCAGAACCUCCGCGAGCUUGUGAUGGGCGGCUCCCCGCAGCUCAGGAGGAGCGGCUGUCCUGGGGGCAGCAGCCCAGGGAGCUCCUCCGCUGGGGGACGCGGUAGGGGUGGGGGCGACUCGGACAGCGCGUCCGUCGCUUCGUCGUUGGCUGAGGAGGAGAGCAGUGGCGGGGGCUCGGUGACACUGGACCCUCUGGAGCAUGCUUGGAUGCUCUCAGCCUCCGAUGGCAGGUGGGACAGCCUAGAAGGGUUGCUCACCUGUGAGCCUGGCCUGCUGGCCAAGAGGGACUUCAUCACCGGCUUCACCUGCCUACACUGGGCCGCCAAGCAUGGCAGGCAGGAGCUCCUGGUCAUGCUGGUCAACUUUGCCAACAAACACCAGCUGCCAGUGAACAUCAACGCCAGGACCAGCGGAGGCUACACGGCCUUGCACUUGGCAGCCAUGCACGGGCACGUGGAGGUGGUGAAGUUGCUGGUGGGGGCUUAUGAUGCAGACGUGGACAUCAGGGACUACAGUGGGAGGAAGGCCUCUCAGUACCUCAGUCAGAGCAUUGCUGAGGAGAUCAGGAACUUGGUGGGAGCCCUGGAUGAAGAGGAGGACGGAGAGGGCGCCACAGUCAGCUGGGGUGGGCGCUGGAGGCUUUCAAAGGUGCUCCCCUCACACCUCAUCAGCUGCAAACUCUCCCACCCCCUGGAAGAUGGAGGGGACCAUCACCACCACCUCCACCUGGUUGAGGGAUGGGCUGGAGGCAAAGCGAAGGAUCCAGGUCGCAAAGCUUCAGGCAGUUCUAGUGGAAGGAUAAAACCCAGACUGAACAAAAUCCGCUUCCGAACCCAGAUCAUCCACACUACACCCACUUUCCGAGACCCGGAGCAGCCCCUGGAAGAGGGGGAGGAGGAACAGGAGGAACGGUCUUACAAAGGCCACUCAUCCUCAUUCAAAUUGAGACCCAAGUCCAAUGUAUUUGGGUAAAAAUUUUCUUUAAAAGAUUCUGAAGGUCAUGUAAAAGUUGAAAUGCAGGAAUACUAAUUAGGGAAUAGUAUCAGUAAGGAUGAUAUCCUAUUUGUAUAGAUAAGUAAUGUUCAACUAUUUAAGGCAAUUUCAGUUUUAAUCACUGACCACUAAAGAAAUAAGCAUUCACUUUUGAAUUAGUAGUGUGGGUCCCCCUUAACUAUCUCUAAUAGAACUGCACUGAGUAUUAGGGUCCACAACAACACAUUUUUGUUUAGAGAAAACAAUCUAUGGUACUUUUAAGUAAAAUACUUCCUCUGGUUCUGAUUCUCACAAACUUCUUUUGCUAUUAUUCUAAAAGUCUAAAUUUUCUGGACUUUUCAUUCUGGGGACCACAUAACCAUUGGUCUUAUUAGACGUGGCCCUGUUUGAUGGUGCCUAGAGUUGAAUUGCCUACAGAAAGUGUUCUGGUUCACACGAUCAGCAAAAAUUGGCAUAAAUGUUAGCGAGUCUAUGCUUCUGUGAAGUAAUUAUUAAAUCAACUUAAUGAUUCUCACGUAAGGUUACACUUUUAACUUUAUUAAUAAAAUACAUUCAUAGUCUCUAUGCUGCCUAGCAAUGUUUUGUAACUGUUUAAGAUACUGAAUCCCUUCAAUUUUCCAAUGUUUCCUUGAAUCUGUUAGAGACAUAUAGUGAAAUUAUUGGAAAGCUGGAUAGUAAAUCUACCCAGUUAAAAAGAGCACUUUAUAAAAGGGAAAAGAGAAGAAAUGGGACUAUUUCUAUAUCUAAGUGAUACUCACUAUUGAAUUUCUUUGCAUAUAAAUGAAAAAUACCAUUCAUUACAAUGAAAGACUUGCAUAAGCAUUCUUUAUUACAUUUCAUCCAAAUGUGGAAAGGGGAAAUGUCUUUAUAGUUAUUGUAAAAUGUAGCUCACAAGCAUAUUAGAUCUGUUUGUAACAAGAUUUAAAACUUUUGUGGGAGACUAAUUUCAACAAGUUCUUGGUCUUCUUGGUCUUGUAACUGCUGAAAUGUAAGUACCUAACACCCAUAGAGACUGAGGAGGAGUUAACAGCUUAGAGUGAGUGAACCAAUAUAUGAACUGUACAGUACUGCACUGUUUAGAGAGUCUUUAGAUCUUUAAUUUCCCAAGUUGUAGGAAUUUCUAACAACUUUGUCAUGCCUCUAGAUAGCAGCAGAUAGUAACUGAAUUUGUUUAAAGACUAAUGAAAAAUAUUCACAUAAAAUUCAUUCAUGGCUGGAAGGUGACACUUGUGUAGACUUGUUUUUCAGGCUAAACUACCUUAACUAUUUGUGUGCCUUUACUUUUGUUUUAGGAUCAUGGAAAAUGGGCCAUGUAUAUUUGAGAAGCACUUUUAUCCAUACUAGUGGGUGAAAAAAUUAAUUUUAUAUAAAUUAAAAAUAGACUUCUUGAAGGUGAAAAGCAAUCGUUUGUUCUGCAUCAUAUACAUAAUACUUGUAUGUAGUGCAGAAUAAGCUGUCAUUCACCAUUGAGGAAUCCCCACGUUUUGUGGACAUGUAAAGCUAAAGUGAAUUGUGAAGAGUAGGCACCUCAGAACCACCUAAAUUGUUGAAGUGAAUAUUAAUCCCUUAAAUAUGUAUGUUAGUAAUUAAUUGCACAAAAUCUAUGAUUUGCUAGAUCUUUAGAGAUUGAGUCAAUACUUAUGCUUUUCACACUAAAGACUUUAACUUUUCUGAUAAAAUAUACUAUAAUUUUUCAAAAGUCAUUCCUUCGGGGGUACUGCUUCCAGCAUUCCUUGUUAUGAUGUGCUUGUGUGCAAUAAGUGUAGCAUUUUCAGCUACUUAACUCUACAUUCCUCUUAUUUUUCAGUUUUCAAAUGGAGAUUAUAAAAAAGCAAAUGAUUUGUGUAAUUUGAUAUUUGUGGAGUGGUGUCCAACGUUAGAGGAAAUGUGUAUGUCAGUUACUUAGGUAUUUAUUGAUAUAUAACUGUGUGGUUGAUAGUAAAUACAUCAUGUCCAUGUGUUUCUUUCUUAGAGGUACACUUAAAACUAGUGAAUGUCCCAAAUCUCUUCACUUUUAUCAUAUAUAAAAUGCAGCUAGCUUAUAUAACUUGAAAAUCUGGUACUAUUUUAUUCACGCCUGAAAUCUUGUUGGAAUCCAGGAUGCCUUGUCUCUUAUUUUUUAAAUAAGUGAAACUGUAAGUCUAGGGUGUAAAAUUUGUAUUUUGCUUUGUCAAAAUUAAAAGUUCACACGAGAUUUUUUUUCUCUCAA